ACUUUGUAAGGUACUUCGCUCGAAGGGAACUUGUAGCUACAGGUUUGCUUCAGUUUAAUGACAAGCCACAAAACUUUCGUGCAUGGAAACGUUCUUUUCAGAACGCCACACAAGACAUGAACCUGACACCAAGUGAAGAGAUGGACCAUCUGCUUAGGUGGCUUGGCAAAGAGUCGUCAGAACAUGUUGAACAGAUAAGAGCAAUACACAUAAACCAUCCACAAACGGGAUUGGACAUGAUAUGGGAUAGGCUCGAACGAACAUAUGGCUCAGCAGAAGCAAUAGAAGAUGCUCUCUUCAAACGAGUGGAUGCCUUUCCAAAAAUAGCAAACCGAGAUUAUUCAAAAUUAACAAAAUUGAGUGAUCUUCUGAUGGAACUUGAAUCAGCCAGAGCAGAAGGAGACCUGCCUGGUCUCUCUUUUCUUGACACAGCAAGAGGCAUUAACCCAAUUGUGCAAAAACUUCCAUUUAAUAUGCAGGAGAAGUGGGCAACAAUUGGUUCACUGUACAAGCAGGAAUAUAAUGUUUCAUUUCCUCCCUUCCACUAUUUUGUGGAAUUUGUCAGCCAACAGGCUCAAAUUAAAAAUGAUCCAAGCUUCAAUUUUAUGUCCCACUCAGAAGUGCUUUCCAGAAAUGAAAAACCAGCUUGGAGGCCAAACAAACUACGUGAGGUCUCUGUUCAUAAAACAGAAAUAUUUCCAAAACACAACUUGAAUCCGAGUGAGUCCUCUAAGAAGUCCAGUGACUGGGACAAAGUAUGUCCGAUACAUAAAAAACCGCAUCCCCUUUAUAAAUGUCGUGCAUUUAGGGAAAAAUCUAUUGAAGACCGUAAAUUGUUCUUAAAGGAAAAUAAGGUCUGUUUCAAAUGCUGUGCUUCGUCAUCUCACCUAGCAAAGAACUGUAACUUCGAUGUGCGAUGUUAUGAAUGUAAGAGUGAUAAACACCACACAGUUCUUCAUCCCGGACCAGCACCUUAGAUUAAAUCCACAGCCACUUCCCCAGAGCAUGGCGGGGAGCAGGAUAUCCAAGAUCCUCAAGCUGACAAUGAGGACAUUCCCGAACUUGAAGUUGACAACAAAUGCACUGAGAUUUGUGGUGGAGAGGUAAUGGGCCGUUCCUGCUCCAAAAUAUCUCUCGUAAAAGUGUAUCAAGACGGUCACAAAGACACAGCCAUUAAGAUGUACGUCAUUAUGGAUGAGCAAAGUAAUAGAUCACUAGUUCGCUCAAAAUUCUUUGAAAUCUUCAAUGAUCAAAGUCCAAGUGCUCCGUACUCCUUGAAAACGUGUGCUGGAGUGAAGGAGACAGCAGGAAGACGGGCAAGUGGUUACAUCAUUGAGUCUUUGGAUGGGACUGUCAACAUUCCACUACCCAGUCUCAUAGAAUGUGAUGAUAUUCCAAAUAACAAAUGAAAUUCCAACUCCUAACAUGGCGCUUCAUCACCCUCAUCUCAAGUCAAUUGCACAUCUCAUCCCAGACAUUGAUUCACAAGCUGAAAUAAUGCUUCUGCUGGGUCGAGAUAUCAUCAGAGUUCAUAAAGCCCGCAAACAGAUCAACGGUCCACACAAUUUACCAUAUGCUCAGAAACUGGACUUGGGGUGGGUCAUUGUGGGCAAUGUUUGUCUAGGCAGUGUUCACAAACCACCAACAGUUGGCACCUUCUACACCAUCACUGCUGAAAGACCACGUCCUACUCUCUUCGAUCCAUGUCCUAAUGUGUUUCAUGUAAAAGAAAAGUACAGCAACGUGCAAGCCAUAAAUCUGCAAACACAAACGGGAAAUCAAUCAACCUGUGAUCUUGACCACUUAGGAUGUGGAGUGUUUAAACAGACUAAAGACGACAACAAAGUGGCCUUCUCCAUCCAGGAUGCCAUCUUUAUGGAAAUCAUGGAGAAAGGACUGAAAAAAGGCGCAGACAAUGGUUGGAUUGCCCCGUUACCGUUCAAGUGUCCACGUCAACGGUUGCCCAACAACAGGUCUCAAGCGUUGAACCGUCUUACGUCUCUCAAGAACAACUUUAAAAAGAAACCUGAAAUGAAAGACCACUUCAUCAGCUUCAUGGAGAAGAUGUUGAAAAAAGGUCGUGCAGAACUAGCCCCUCCAUUAAGUGACAGUGAAGAAUGCUGGUACUUGCCAAUAUUUGGUGUGUACCACCCAAGGAAACCAAAACAAAUAAGAGUUGUUUUCGAUUCCAGUGCUCAAUUCAAUGGCAUGUCACUCAACGAUGUGCUUUUGACUGGACCUGAUCUAAACAACAAAUUGCUCGGUGUACUCAUAAGGUUCAGGAAAGAAGCUGUUGCCUUUACAGCCGACAUAGAGCAAAUGUUCUAUUGUUUUUCUGUUCAAGAAGACUAUAGGAACUUCUUGCGUUUCUUGUGGUUCAAGGACAAUGAUCCAUCAAGCGACAUUUUGGAGUACCGGAUGACAGUCCACGUUUUUGGUAAUAGUCCAUCACCUGCAGUGGCCAUCCAUGGUCUCCAUCAAUCUGUCCAACUCAGUGAGCUUCAUGUUGACCCCGAUGUCAAAAGUUUUGUCAUGCGAGAUUUCUACGUCGAUGACGGUUUAAAGUCUUUGCCGACAGUCAAGGCUGCCAUCGAUCUGCUAAAGAGAACUCAGGAUGUUCUCUCCAAAUCCAACCUGCGACUACACAAAUUUACAGCAAACUGCAAAGAGGUCAUGGAAGCUUUUCCAGUUGAAGAUCAUGCAAAAGACCUUAAAGACAUAGACCUCAACGCAGACAUGUUGCCAAUGCAACGUAGUCUUGGAAUCAACUGGAACCUUCAGACUGAUUGUUUUCACUUCAGCGUCGAUGGAGAGAUCAAACCGUACACGCGGCGAGGUGUUCUAUCAACAAUUAACAGCCUUUAUGAUCCUCUGGGGUUUGUAGCACCAGUGAUCAUACAGGGCAAAGCUAUUUUGAGAGAACUCACCAUUGAGAAGGGUGAUUGGGACUCACCACUACCCCAACAAAUGGAAGAUGUGUGGAAGUCCUGGAGAGGAUCUUUGAAGGAACUGUCUCAACUCUCUAUACCCAGAACUUACACACCCAUCUCACCUUCAUCUGCUGUCAGAAGAGAGUUAUGUGUUUUUUCUGACGCUUCAACAAAGGCUAUAGCAGCUGUGGCAUAUUUGAAAGUCAUCGAUGCUGCAGGAGAUAGUCAUAUAGGAUUUGUAAUGGGCAAAGCAAAGUUGACUCCUCUUCCAGAGCAAACAAUUCCAAGGUUGGAACUCUGUGCUGCAGUGCUCGCGGUAGAGUUAGCAGACCUAAUCUCAGAAGAGCUCGACCUCCAGCUGGAUGCCACAACCUUUUAUACAGACAGCAAAGUAGUUUUGGGCUACAUUUCCAAUGAAACCAGGCGCUUCUACGUUUACGUAAGCAAUCGGGUGCUACGUAUUCGAAGGUCUUCACAUUCAAGUCAGUGGCACUACGUCUCAACAGAACAAAAUCCUGCUGAUCAUGCAACACGUUCUGUCCCUGCAGGCCAACUGAGUGCUACUAAUUGGUUCAGAGGACCCAAAAACUUGUGCGCAACAAAAAAUAACAUCGCAGAGAUCCACUAUGAUCUUGUAGACCCGAGUUCUGACCCAGAUGUACGUCCUCUGGUGUCCACUUUGAGUACCAUAGCAACAGUCAAGCUGCUUGGUUCACAACGAUUCUCAAGGUUCUCGUCUUGGAGGUCACUGAUUCGAGCUAUUACUCGACUUAUACAUAUAGCUCGUCUUUUCAACACAACUUUCAGAGGCAACAAAUUGUGUCAAGGUUGGCAUUAUUGCAAAUCAGAGUGCACGGUGGAAGAAUCUACACAAGCAGUACACGUGAUUAUGCAGACGGUGCAGCAUGAAACCUACAGCCAAGAGAUCCAGUGCAUCCAAAAACGUGAGAAAAUUCCUAAGAGCAGUCCUCUCAAAAACCUGGAUCCAUUCCUUGACAAGCACAACCUGUUGAGAGUUGGUGGCCGCCUCCACAAUGCAAACCUCGAUCAAGUUGAAAAGACUCCGUUGAUUGUUCCCGGUAAGCAUCAUGUUGCCGCCUUGCUUGUAAAACAUUACCAUGAACAAACUCAACACCAAGGCCAACUGUUUACGGAGGGAGCUGUCCGUACAGCAGGGUUUUGGAUAGUUGGUGGCAAGAGAAAGGUGAGCAGCAUCAUUUACCAGUGUGUGACCUGUCGAAGACUCAGAGCUCCUCUCACUGUUCAAAAAAUGGCCAAUCUACCUGCGGAUCGCCUCUCGACAGAUCCUCCCUUCACAAAUGUUGGAUUGGAUGUCUUCGGCCCUUGGAAUGUCUGUUCCCGUCGAACAAGAGGAGGUCUUUCACACAGCAAACGGUGGGCUGUCCUUUUUACAUGUAUGAGUGUCAGGGCAGUUCAUAUUGAGAUCAUAGAAUCUCUUGACACGUCCAGCUUUAUCAAUGCGUUAAGGCGCUUCCUUGCGGUUCGCGGUCCUGUGAAACACAUUCGUUCAGACCGCGGCACCAAUUUUGUCGGUGCUUGCAAAGACUUGAAGAUACCAUCAAACAUUGAUGGCACAACACUGAAAAACUACCUAUCAAACCAGGGUUGUUCUUGGAGCUUCAACCCUCCACAUGCAUCUCAUUUCGGCGGAGCAUGGGAACGGAUGAUAGGACUUGCAAGAAGGAUUUUGGACUCAAUGUUCCUGCGCUUGAAAGACAAACUUACCCACGAAGUGUUGGUUACAUUCAUGGCAGAAGUAGCAGCAAUCAUCAACAACAGACCUCUUGUUCCUGUGACAAGUGACUCUGAUGAUCCAUUCAUGCUUACACCAGCUGCACUUCUGACACAAAAGGUGAACUCUCUUCCAGCACCUCUUGGUGAGUUUGGAGCUUCAGAUCUCUACAAGUGCCAGUGGCGACAAGUCCAACACCUGUCAAACACAUUCUGGGACAGGUGGUGGAAACAAUUCCUCCCAACACUGCAACCACGCAAAAAAUGGCAGACCGUUCAUCAGGACAUCAAGCCAGGGAGUGUUGUUCUUCUCAAAGACAGUCAAACAGCAAGAAAUGAAUGGCCGCUUGGACUAAUAACAAAGACUUUCCCGAGUCAGGAUGGAAAAGUACGUCAAGCCGAGGUCAAGGUCAUCAAACCAGGAGGAUCAACGCUUUUCCUCAGGCCUGUCACUGAGAUCGUGCUUCUUGUUCCUUCAGAUGCAUAGCCAGAAUAUGUUAGUAUUAAGUGGCAUGUAAUCACAACAGGCGGGGAGUGUGCCGUUACCACUGUUAAAAAUGUUAAAAUGACUUUUACUUUACAUGUGAAUUGUCUUGUUUUGUAUUGUGUUACUGUCACUUUAAAUGAAGACAGGUUGUAGUACCAGAAAUGGCCUCUGACUUGCCAUGUGACCACAAAGUCAGGAAGUUAAGUGUCAUGUGACCAGAAAAAGUCAGGAAGUAUAACAAGCAUGGCAGCAGGACUUGUUAUUGUCUCCUCUGUCAAUCUAGUUGAGUCUGCAACCAUCUUAUGCUUUUGAUAGCAUCGUCGGGGGAAGUGUUCCAAGGCCAGCAUUGUCUCCUCAGCAUAUCCUGGCUCUGCAUUUUCCCAGUGCGACGUUACCAGAACACCUGACCAGGGAGGCAUCCAGCCAUACUAAUUAGAUGCCCGAGCCACCUCAUCUGGACCAUCCUGAUGUGAAAUUUCUUCUUGAUGAGCAUCUCUACUCUGAUCACAACCCAACUUGUAUAAUCGAAAUUCCAAGAAUUAACAAUUUGGUAAAAAGUCCCUGUUUACUGAAUGUUUAAAAGUAGAGUUUCACUUUGGAAAGGUGUCAUAAAAUCAAUCUCAGAUCAUCUGAACUAAAGCGCAUAAUUGGGAUUAUCAGCCGUGUCGAUUAUCGGCGCCGAUAUUUGGAAAUUUGAUGGAUAUCGGUAUAGGCUUUUUUUUUUUUAAUCCGAAUUGUCGAUAUGAAAAUAAAAAUAUCAUUGGUUAAUUGGUAAACGGAGCUACACUUGUAUUGCGCCUUUCCACCUUUUUAAGGCUCUCCAAGCACAUCUACCUACGAGAGUAACCUGGAGUUUAGUAUCUUGCUCAAGGAUACUUAAGCCUGAGUUAUGCUUCUGUGUUGCGGUGACGCCGAUGAGCAUUCGAGAGUUCUGCGGCAAAGGAACACGUUGCUCUGGAAUUCACCGCCAUGCCACUAGAGGGGUGUUGCGUUGUUUGUACGGUUUUGGGGGAGUUGUCAACUUCCUCAAAUUUUCUUCCAGUAACACAAAAUUGCCAACGGAGAAAAAAAAUAAAUAAUGCCAACGGAGAUGGAACGCAUGAAUGUGGAUCAUCACCUCAUCAACAUUGAACAACAAAUGUUGAUCAUACAAAUGUUUAGGCACAGGCGACGCAGAAGACUGGUUCAAAGGUGGUCUGUCCUAGCCUGGCUCUGCCAGACUAUUCUCCCUGUAUUUUUCAAACACUGAUAGUAUAGUCUGGAAACCAUCCCAUUAACGGCCUUUUCGAGCAGGUACAAAAUCAAUCGACAAAUCAGAUUCGUUUAUUUGCGUGACGUGUUCUUCACGAGCAACGUCACUCUUGCGCGUCGAAAGUCGUCUCUUCAGCAGCACAGAUGGUGAACGGCAGAGCCGAGAAUAUGUUCCAAUCCACAGUAAAAUCAGUUUUAAAUGACCAAAAACACAUCGACACGAGUCAUUGACAACAGUCUGUCUCGCGCUAGCCAUGUCGAAUAAACUCCGCUCUCUUCGUAUGUUUACUUCCGCGCGCAAGUCCAUCGUCCUGCGGUCACCAUUUUACUAACGUCACGUCUGCCCGUCGCUGAUUGGUCCACUCCGCUGUCUGUUUGCUGUGGCUUGCUCCGCCCUGGAAAUUUUUUCCGUAGGAAUGGUGGCCAGACUCAAUAGCUGGAACAGCGUUGAGUCUGGUGUACCAGGCUAGG
This is a messenger RNA of Corythoichthys intestinalis (scribbled pipefish), 6891 nucleotides long. RefSeq lists its product as uncharacterized. Lineage: Eukaryota; Metazoa; Chordata; Actinopteri; Syngnathiformes; Syngnathidae. Gene Ontology annotation, molecular function: nucleic acid binding. The record is from RefSeq and is a predicted model, not a curated record. Gene Ontology annotation, biological process: DNA integration. Bases 1387 to 5169 code for a protein of 1260 amino acids. The transcript is spliced from 2 exons.